UCAAAGAUGGCGAACCGAGGGUAGGGCUGGUCGUCACGGUCUUUUGAAUAAAAGUGACUUUUUGGUUAACCGAAUAAUACUUCGAGCCGACUUAUGGUGAUGGUUAAACGGGGGGUUAAGGGCCUUAAUCACAAAAACCUCUUGAAGCAGACUUACUGGGAAAGCGGACUUACUCUACACUAAUAAUAAUAAAAUAAAAAAAUAAAUAAGCUAUCGUAACAGCGUCUAACUUGGUCUUUAAGCCAUACUGGCCACACCGGAAGUCAUUUAAUUAGGAGCGGCGUGCAGGGGCACGUACGAAUGCUCCCAUACUCAAACACACACACACACAGCUCUUUAUAAUCUUAAUUUCGCUGCUAUACUCACGUUGUCCUCACUAUUUUAUUCGUGUUAUCCACUCUAGUCAUCAUAUACAAUCGCAAAUCGUCAGUCAUCAAUCGUCUUUACAACUCACCCAUAACAAAAACAUAAAACUAGUUCAUGUUAAAUAAGCAGUAAUCUACAAAAACUAACAGCCGAAUUAAAAAAAGAUCAUUUAUGCAGUAACAUUUCCAAAGAUCGUCCAAAAAAAAUAAUAAAAUAGACUAGAGAAAAAGUCAGAGGUCGUAGUUUUAAUCUGAGUCGAGAGGGCAAGUGGGACAGAGGACAAAGGACUGAAUUAGUUGUUCCUUCAAGAGUAAAAAUAAAAAUAUAAAAAAAGCAUUAAAAAGAGGGUGAAAGCUCGCAGGUACGCGCCGACAAUAUCGACCUUAUUAUUGCGGCUGCGCGGUAAAAAGCGCGCAAUAAUAAGUAACUCUCAUAAACCGGGUACAUAGUGAAUUAGUCUACACUUUUGCUCGCUGGAAAAAAGCUUUUCUCCAGCUCACAGCUGUCUGCCCUAAAAAGAAAAGAAAAAGGCAACUUUAUAUCGGAAACGUUUUCCGGGCACGGAGAUUCCAACGCCUUGGCCACGUCGAGUUUAUCGACCGGCAAUAAACAUCGAAAAAGCCCUCAAGUAAUUUCGACGCUCAAAUAUAUUUAAACUUAAUAUACUUUAACAAACAAGCCUUUAAGCCUGGUAUCGAGGAACGAUAACCAACAUAUCGAUUGAUAAUUCUUCGGAAGUUAAUCUAUAAAUAAUAUUAUUGAUUAACUGGGUAUUCAAUACUUACACAUGGAAAUAUAAGUGUAAGUAUGUUGUGUAAGUAAAGGAAGACACGCAUUAUUAAAAUUAUUUGUGCGACGAUAACGCUUCGAUAAAACCUCUCACGUCCACUACUUUAUUGCUUACAUGCGUACGAUUGUUGUGUGUGGAUGUGAAUGCCGUGUGUAUAAGUAAGUUAAACGUUCCAUCAAUGUGUACGCACUCAAUGAUAAGGGACAGACAUAUGGACGGUUUUCCGGGUGUGACUUGUGCCGGCGGUCAGUCGAAGUAGCUUCGCUCGUGCGAUCGGUCUUCUACUUUAAAUAGGUCUUAUUAUUUUAUUUUUUUUUUUUUUAAUGCUCUAAAGCCGACUUUAGAUAACAGUUUAUUGCCAUAGUUGUUAUUAUUAUUAUUGUUGUUAUCAUGAUUCGGUUGUUUAAUUAGAUAAUCUGAUAAGUUGUAAUGUCACCAGUGAGUGACAGCUGACAUAAUUUAUUCGGUUUGUAAUUAUUUAAAAGAAAAGUGAUAUAUAUGUAUUUCUGCAAGUGUAGCCUUGGCGAGUUUGAUAAAAUUUAAUACACAUGUAUAUGUAUAUGUAUGUGGAUGUGGAUGUGGAUGUGGAUGUGAAUGUAUAUAUUGAUAAGAGGUCGUUAUGUUUGCUCUUUGUUUGAUAACGCUUAAAGCGUUAAAGUCUCUGAAACGGCGCAAGUGUAGAUCGAUUAGAUAGAAUAAUUAAAUGAAUGAUACCAAAGAAAUAUUUGCGGUAACAAGUUCUCGGUGACAACUGAUUGUGAGCAGGAAAAAUAUUUAACGUUGGUGAAAAUGACAAAUACACAGCAAACUGUAUUGUCCCAAGUGUCCACGGAGCAAGAAGAAGUUGAACUUACGGAACUCUUGCCAGUUGAACAGUCACGUAUCAAGGAUACACGGGAGUUUAAGGACUUAGAUGAAGGGACUACAGAUGGGCUUAAAGUAUUAAGAAGUUUUACCCAGGAACAAAGUGAAUUUGAUACCCAGGGGUUUAAAGUUUUUCGUAAAAUAGAAAGUAAUGGGGUGAAAAAAGGCAAGAGUGAAAUUCAUAAACCUUUGGAGGACCAAAAUGGUUAUGGAGAAAAUGAGGGUGAGAGAAAAUUGAAAACUAAUAGGAAAAAUUACAACCUUAGGAAAAAACGCAAACAAGUUUAUUUGAAAGACGAAGUUUAUUAUUAUCAGCAGGAACAUAAUUCUGGAGGUGAAAGUGACGAAAGUAGCAACCAAAAUGUAUCGAACAAUGUCAUUAAGGAUAUGGCCAGUAAUUUUAGUGGGCAGUCUGGAGAAAAGCGGCAGAAACGUAGGAAAAUAGUGAGUUCGUCAUUGGAAGCUGAAGACUCAAAAAAUGGUGCCAGAGUAGGGGAGGGUUUGAGCGAAAAAGAAAUUCAGGAAACUUAUUCGGAAAAUAAUAAUAUAGAGAGUGAAGUUAAUAUGCAGCCGAGUAAAUCUGAAGAAGAAAGUAACGAAAAUGAUAAAAAUGGAACUAAAAAUACUGAGGAUAAAAAAUACUGUUGCCUGAUGUGUGAUGCCAAGUUCAAAGGCAGUGGCGGAUUGAGAAACCAUUGGAAAGUCGUGCACGCAGACGGACCUUUUUACAAGUGCGACGAUUGUGGCAAAGAAUUUCCCCUAAAAGAGCGAUUGAAGCUGCAUGUACGCACGCAUACUGGUUUCAAGCCUUACAAAUGCAGCGAGUGCGGUAAAAGCUUUGCACGGGGCGGGCAGUUAGCGCAACAUCGUCGGGUUCAUAGUCACGCAAAGCCUUACCACUGUUCGCUGUGCUCGGGUACUUUUACAUGCCCCGCGAAUUUGGCUUUGCAUAUGAAACGUCAUAACGGUCAAAAAGACCACAAGUGUGAUAUAUGCGGACGCGGAUUCAUAAGACGCGAUGCACUGAAAAAGCAUUUAGAGUGUCUGCACAAAGAUGUCAAGUCAUUCCUGUGUGUGAUUUGCAAUAAAACUUUCAAAGGACACCUGCCUCAGCACAUGAGGACUCACUGCCAAGAAAGACCCCACGGAUGUGCUACAUGCGGACAAAGAUUUGCCCAAAAAUCACAGCUUACUGUUCAUCAACGCACCCAUUCAGGCCAGAGGCCAUUUAGGUGCCUCGUUUGCUGGCAAGCAUUCGCCCACUCGACGGCCCUUAAAUUACACACACGACGUCACACUGGCGAGAGACCUUUCAAGUGCACUGAGUGCAAUGUUGGAUUCACUCAGCUACCACACUGGAAAAAGCACAUGAAGUGCAUACACAAAAGACUUGAACCCUACAGUUGUAAAAAUUGCAACAGUUUUUUCCGUAUCAAAAACGAUUUGGAGAGCCACGAAAAAAUUUGCCUAACUGACGAAGAUCUGGCGGCCAGUGCUGCUGCUGAUGAGACUCGAAGCUACCGUUUGAUGGGUAUAGAAAAAAUGCGGCUACUGCUCGCGGUUUUGCUAAAGAGGAUUUCGAAACCCGAGAAACUUGACGAGCUGGGAUUCGGAAAGCGGCUUAUCGACCAAGUUCUCCAAGAUUCUUUGGUCUCGGCGGGCAAAGACCCGGUUUUCAUUGGCGAGCUUACAGAAUUGGAGACUUUGAGAAAGAAUAUUGAGACUUUUCUUGAAUGGACUGUGCCCAAAGAGCACUGGGAGAAUUUUAAAAAGCUUAAUAAGAGCCCGGAAGAAAUACUUGAAACUCUUACAGCCACCUAAGGCGUAUCACUAUUAUUAUCAUUAUUAUUACUGUUGACUUGUAUGCGAGCCAAAGAAAACGACUGGAUUUUUGUGUGAUAAAUAAAAAUCCAGGUGCCAUCUACUAAAUUACCCUUGCCAUUGAUUGUUUUAUUGAUUAAUUAUAUUACAUUGUAAGUGUACUGUUUGCUUUGUACUUUAUUGAAUGCCUUGCCAUAAGUUUGUUGAUUACGGAUAAAGCUCAUGAAAAUUUUUAAUUAAUUAAGUGCACUUUUAUUAAUGAUUAUUUAAUGCCAAAUUUAUAGUCUUUACGUUAUGUUAUGUAUCGGAAGUUUAUAUUGUUAAGUAGUUAGAUAACUUUGGCUUUUACUUUUGUUGCUUAGAAAAAUUAUUCACCGCCAGUGUGGUCGAAUAUCAGUUUAAUUACUUAUAGAUCAUUACUAAAAAAAAAACUGCGAUAGUUAGAUGUAAGUUCAUGUGAACAGACAAUAAUGAUAUUAUCUAUCAAUGUAUUAGGCAUAUGAUAUUCUUAUAUAUCGAUACCGUAGUUGAUAACUAGGAUUUUUAUACGUGUAACUAAAAUUUAGCGAUUAUUUCUGUCAAAUGUCUGACUGAUAAAAUGGUACCAAUUUUUUUUACUUCCAAAGAGAAUUUUACAAAGACAUUUUUCACCAAAGUUUGUUCUGAUUUGUUCCAUAAAAUUUAUGGUUUAUGCAUAUGUAGUUUUUUUUUUUUUUUUUUUUUUGUGAAUAACGUUUUGAUGUUUAUCGAAAGUUUAAUGAAUGAGAAAAAAAACCUUUUCUUUAUGAAGCAAAAAGUAUAAAUAAAAUACGUCGCAUUGUUAUGGAUCCGAGUCACUGAAUAAAGAUUGAGGUCAUCGAGGGCAUCAUUUGACUUGACGAUAAGGGAAACCUUGUAUUUUUUUUUCACAUAAUACAUAAGAUCCGGUACCAGCGAACAGAAGAGAAAUAUUGAAAUUACAUAUUUUAGCUUAUUUAGACUCUAUUUAGUUACUUUUUUCUUCAUUUUAGUCUUUAGGGCACUUUGAUAUAAUUUUUUAACUUUAAAUAAAUUUCGAUUAUUUUAGAAUCAUGAAAUUAGCCGACAUCUAAUAACUUUUGGAUUUUUUUUAAACUGGAAAUGUAAAAAAAAAAAUAUUUCAGAAAAUUGCACCUAUAGUUUUUUUAAUUUUCUACAUGUGCAUUUUUUUUUUUUUUUUUUUUUUAUUAAGUUGUUGAAAAAAUCCGAAGAUUGUUAAUUGUCUGGUAAUUUCAGAGUCAUAUGAAAUUAAUAACAAUCACUUGAAAAUAAAAAGGAACAAAGAGUGGAAUAUGGAAUAAAAAAUUAUAAAGCAAAAUUUUUUUGAAAAUUUACUAAAAAGAGGAAUUGGUAAAAAUUAUUUUUUAAGUUUUCAUAAAUAUAUUUCUUUCAAAUUUUUAUUUUUAAUUUAUAAAGACGAUAA
This is a messenger RNA of Microplitis demolitor, 5282 nucleotides long. RefSeq names its product zinc finger protein 883. The coding region runs from base 1946 to 3841 and encodes 631 amino acids. NCBI's taxonomy places the organism in Eukaryota, Metazoa, Arthropoda, Insecta, Hymenoptera, Braconidae. The transcript has 2 exons. The record is from RefSeq and is a predicted model, not a curated record.